Molecule: messenger RNA, 1317 nt
Organism: Aegilops tauschii subsp. strangulata
Lineage: Eukaryota; Viridiplantae; Streptophyta; Magnoliopsida; Poales; Poaceae
Source: RefSeq, a predicted model, not a curated record
GUUGACACCCACCGCCGGCUCCCCGGCAACAACCUCCAGCCAGUCGCCGCCCCCCGCCCUCGUGCUCUGCUUUUUAUACGGCGCGCCGCCGUGCUGGGGUCCCGUCUUGCACAGUACCUCGCCGGCAAUGGCCGCGGCGACGGCGUGGGUGCGCUCGCUCAGCUGCAAGUACUCUACGGCCGUCGCCGACGACGCGUACAGCCCGCUGCUGCCCCCGCCCAAGAAGCACCCGCCGACGCCGAAGGCCAAGGGUGCUGCCUCCGUCGCGUUGCUGCCGCCGGAGAGGGGCCGGGAGAGCCGGAGGUCCAGGUCCAUGUCCAGCGAGCGGGACCGGCCUGCUGCUGCUACUGCUAGGAAGACGAGGAAGAAGAAGGAGGCGGACGCCACGUCCGAGCACGCGAGGAAGGAGACGCCCAGGGUGCAGCGGCUCGCGGCGUCGCUGGAGCGGCCGGGCUCGGCGCUCCUGGAGAUGACGGAGCUGCCGGAGGGCCACCCGUCGCGGCGCGUGGUGGAGCUCAUCUUCGCGUCGGGCUGGGCGCGCGCCGACGGAGCCGCGGAGGUGGAGGCGCUGUUCCGGGUGCACGGCACGGCGCGCGCGGCGGCGCGCUUCGAGGCCGCGCGCGCCGCCGCCCGGGCGCGGGGCGAGGCCGCGGGCGACGGGCGCUGCGCCGCCGACGGCAACGAGGUGAUGCGGUUCCAGUGCCGUCCCGCCGCGGAGGCCGGGGGCGGCAGCGAGGUCAUCUGCGCGGCCGUGGCCACGUGCCACAAAGCCGGCGCGGCCAGGGCCGUGCGCACGUUCGCCGGCAGCGGCGCGGCGGACGCCGGCAUAACAGGAGGCCGCGAGGGCCGCAGGGGCAUGCUGGUGUGCCGCGUCAUCGCCGGCCGCGUCCGUCGCGCCUCCGCCGACGAGCGCCCCGGCGAGUACGACUCUGUUGACGCGGGGGACGGCGAGCUGGUGGUGCUGGACCGGCGCGCCGUGCUCCCCUGCUUCCUCGUGGUGUACAGGGUCAAGCCUCCCCCGGAGCUCUCCACCUCCUCCAGCGGCCGCUCCCGCUGACCCGACCGACGCCGGCCAUGAACGGAUCCCGGCGCCGAUCACCACCGCUCCACCCGCUAAUCCGCUAACUGCUAGCUAGGCUUGGAUCGAUCGACCUUCCUCCCCCCAUUCCUCCAUGACCGAUCGAUGCAAGGUGUGCAUGUGAGACUGUAAAAAACGCCAUUGUUUCCCACCCCCACGAUUGUUGACCGAAAUUGUACCAUACAUCAAUCAAACAAAUGCAGCUGCUGCUACUUGAGCUCAGUGCAGCUCGUCUCUUA